CUUAUUUUUCUUAAUAUUUUUAUCGUUAAUACCUACCAACGUUUACAAAGACGGCGACGGCGACGACGACGAGACAGUUAAAGACGACGACGACGACGACGACUACGAAAACGAAGACGAAGACAAGAGUAAGGACGAGAACGACAACGGCGGCAACGGCGGCAACGGCAACGACGACGACGACGACGACGACGACGACGACGACGACGACGACGACGAAGACGACGAAGACGACGACUAGGCCUACAAAUCUUUAAGACUGAAGAUUCCUCAAACUACCAAUGAGUUUGGCCGUGUUGCGCUGUGUUCGGUCCUACUCCUUUUACUAAUUGCGUGUGUGAUGCCCGGGAGUCGCUCCAGCACGGACCCAGAUCAUAAGUCACCGCGAGAAAGUGGUGAGGACUCCGAGGAUGAAAGCGAGAUCCUGGAAGAGAGCCCCUGUGGGCGGUGGCUCAAACGCCGGGAGGAGGUAUAUGUAGGUUCUAAACCAACAUCAGCCGAAGGAACUAGCUUUGGUACAACCAGAGGUAGUGAAAACGAAACAACUGAAAUGGAGAUAGAGCAACAAGAUGUUCCAGGAAUUGACUGUGCUUAUUUAGCAAUGGAUACAGAGGAAGGUGUAGAAGUUGUAUGGAAUGAGGUACAAUUUUCAGAAAGGAAAAACUUUAAAGCACAAGAAGAAAAGAUACAACUUGUUUUUGAAAAUCUCACGCAAUUGGAGCACCCUAAUAUUGUCAAAUUUCAUAGGUACUGGACGGAUACCCAUAAUGACAAACCACGAGUUAUAUUUAUAACAGAAUAUAUGUCAUCUGGAUCCUUGAAACAGUUCCUAAAACGAACCAAACGUAAUGUAAAAAAAUUGCCUCUCCAAGCAUGGAAACGAUGGUGUACGCAAAUACUUUCUGCAUUAAGUUAUCUGCAUUCCUGUUCUCCUCCCAUUAUUCAUGGAAAUCUUACGUGCGAUACUAUAUUUAUUCAACAUAAUGGACUUGUAAAAAUUGGUUCAGUGGCACCUGAUGCGAUUCAUCAUCAUGUCAAGACUUGUAGAGCUAAUAUGAAAAAUAUGCAUUUUGUUGCUCCUGAAUAUGGAAAUUCUGUGACACCCGCUAUUGAUAUUUAUUCUUUUGGAAUGUGCGCAUUAGAAAUGGCGGCACUUGAAAUUCAAGGGAAUGGUGAUAGCGGAACAAUUGUUACUGAUGAAAACAUUAGGAAAACGAUCGAAUCUUUAGAUGAUAGUCAACAGAAAGAUUUUAUACGCAAGUGUCUCGAAGUGGAUCCUUUAUGUAGGCCAAGCGCUAGAGAACUACUGUUCCAUCCGGUUUUGUUUGAAGUACAUUCUCUAAAGCUUCUUGCGGCACAUGCCUUGGUCAACUCGGCCACAAAUAUUUCAGAAACGAUAACGGAUGAAGUCUUGCAAAGGCUAUAUGGUCCAGAUACGGUAGUUGCAGAAAUAAAAUACCAAGGUCGAUCGGUGCAACAAAUUCGCUUAAGUGACAUACCUGUCACAGAAAAGUUAGAAAAAUUUGUUGAAGAUGUAAAAUAUGGAAUAUAUCCUUUAACCGCAUUUAUGGCAAAGUUGCCUCCACCUGCUCGACCUAGAGCUAUAUCUCCAGAAGUAACAGAAUCUGUUAAGUCUGUAACACCGGAACCAGUAGAUGUGGAAUCACGAAGAGUAGUUAAUAUGAUGUGUAAUGUUAAACCUAGAGAAGAAAGUUGUGAAUUACUUAUGACAAUAUUGUUACGAAUGGAUGAUAAAAUGAAUAGGCAGCUGACGUGCCCUGUGACUCAAUCAGAUACUUCAUUGAUUCUUGCACAGGAACUUGUACACUUUGGAUUUAUUAACGAAAAUGAUCGCGAUAAAAUAGCCAAUUUAAUUGAAGAAGCAUUGAGAAGUUGUUUCAAUAAGCAAAUGAUGAUGCCAGGGAUGGUAUCAUUAACCAAUCUUCCUACACAGACUACUUUGUUGCUGCCUGGUCCAGAAUUUUCCUGUUUACAGCACUUUGAUAAUUCUGUGUGCAAUGCUACAACAUCCAACAGUGAUAAUGCAAUUAAUUUGCUGCCAAAAAUCUCAGGUCUCUCUGUGUCAAGUAAUAAAACGAAUAAGAGUCACGAUGAAGUAGAACCACCAACGAUUACCGAAAGUGGUAGUUAACCAUCCAGGACGUCUGGUAAAUCAGUUCACUGUGCCACUUUGCACGCUCUAUGUAUAGACUGGCUAUGUAUUUUUAUAUUUAAGUAAAGAGAAGAAGAGAUUGAAAGUAUAGGAGAAGAGGCGCCGUGGCUACAUCACUAAGCUAAUCGCAAUUCUAGUAUGAACGAAUAGGUACGCUUGUGCAAAGCAUUUCAUGACAGUCAAGUACUAACAAUCCAAACUUUUAACAUUUUUAAAAGUUUUAAGCCUUGUUUUUAAUUACUGGAAAUAAGGUCACUGCAAGCAUAGUUUGCUUUUAAAGGGAUGUUUUUUUUAUCGAGGAAAUCACGAAAAUAUGUUUUUUGAAACAUGCCUUUCUCUCGUAUUCGUUGCAAUAGAAGUUCGAUUUAAGUGUUACUACUUUAUACACAACCACGUGAAUGCUUAAUAAAGUAGCAACGAUCUUCGUUACGAACGAUAUGGACAGAUAUAUAGUUGGGAUUAUUAUAUUAUUUUUAUUUGCAAAUUUUAAAUUAACGAAUGUAAAAUGAAAUUUUGUGAUAUAAAUAUAAAAGAAAUGGCCAUUACAUUUUAAAUGUACACGAAUAAUGCUUUAUUGUAUCAUACAUGUACGAAUAAGCGUUGUGCCAUCAAUUAUCUUGUAUAGUAAGAGAAAACAGCUCAUUAUGAAUCAGCACUAUUUACUUAUAUGCGUUUAUAUUUAAAAUUUUUUAACUGUUCAAGAUUAAAUGAUGAUCAUUAUGGUGCUAAUAAAAAAAGCUAAUAGCAUUUAAUAUAAAAAAAAUUACUUAAUCUAUUAUACAUUCCGGAUCGAUAAAUAAUAAUAUCGCGCCAAUGAUUUGUAUCACGAUAUAAUAAUUGCUCUUUUAAAUGAUGCAACACACAACGUUUUUGUAAUUUUUGCUAUUUUCUGAUAUUGAAUUUAAUUUUUUAUGAAGAUUUAGUGGGGACGGGAUGAUAUAAUAUGGUAUCAUAUGAUGUGGUAUGUUAUGGUUGGUAUGGUAUGGUAUGGUAUGGUAUGGUAUGGUAUGGUAUGGUAUGGUAUGGUAUGGUAUGGUAUGGUAUGGUAUGGUGUCGUGUCGUAUGGUGUGGUAUGGUGUGAUAUGGUGUGGCGCUUGGCGUGCGCACGUGCGUGUUCCUUUUUAUUAUAUUCAAUUUUGUCGAAUGGAUAUGCCUAAUUUGAUUUUCAUAAGAAACAAAAGGAUGCCACGGCCCUGUUAUACUUGGGUAUUAUUGAUGUGAUUAAACCAACGUUAUUAAAUCUCGAUAAAAUUAGCUGAAAUCCUUGUAAAUAAUUUAUAUUUUUAAGAAAAUCUGUUGAAACAGAAAACUAGUCAUAUAGGUAUAUUUGAGUGCUAACAAACUAACACCGACCUUGUUAUGUCUUUUGCAUUUGUAACACAAAUAUGUGCUUGGCAAAAACAUAUUGCUGCAAUUUCAUACCUCAUUAAAAUCGAUUUCAGUGACACAUCUCACUUUGCAAAUGACUAACCAUUAGUGGUAAUCUUACCAACAACAUAAAUUUUGACUUUAAAUAUGUAAGUAGAUUAUCGAAAUUAAAAUCAAUGUAUAGCUUUGUAAUUCGAAUUAUAAAAAAUGAAAAAAGUACGAUGACUGAAGCGUGGAUAUUAUGACCGGACUGUACGAUGACAAUGGUGAAAUAAAUACUGUAAUUCCGAA
Molecule: messenger RNA, 3832 nt
Organism: Vespa mandarinia (Asian giant hornet)
Lineage: Eukaryota; Metazoa; Arthropoda; Insecta; Hymenoptera; Vespidae
Gene: Madm
Product: MLF1-adaptor molecule
Biological process (GO): protein phosphorylation
Molecular function (GO): protein kinase activity; ATP binding
Source: RefSeq, a predicted model, not a curated record